This is a messenger RNA of Durusdinium trenchii, 1025 nucleotides long. The record is from the annotation of a GenBank genome assembly. Lineage: Eukaryota; Dinophyceae; Suessiales; Symbiodiniaceae.
GCAGACCUGCAAAACGUCAUGAGCAUCCAGCAGAGACAGGGCAUUGCACCCACCUGGAUGCUGCAUCAGUUGGAGGCCUUGGAGUCAGAUUGUGACGGCCUGGAGCGGCGCUGGCGGCAGGUGCAAGGGCAGCGAAAAGGGGAGGAGCAUCGAUUGAUCCAGAGGCUCCGCUCUGAGCACGAGAGCCAGCUUCAAGAGCUAGGCCGCUUGAGAGAGACGAUCAAGGAGAGCAAGGAGGAGAAGCCAUCCCCGCCCAGCCUCGAGCCCUUGGAACAAGAGGCAGCAGAGUUGCGCCGUGAGAUUGAAGAACUCCAGCGGAGGAAGCAUGCUGAAGAGGCACAUGCCGAGCAACAACGCUUGGCCCUCAAGGUCGAGAUCGGUUCAUUGCAGGAGCAGCUUCAACAGACUCUGUCUCAAAAGUCGGUGAUGGAGGACGUGGUUGAGGGGCUGAAGAGCUCUCACAGUGCCACGGCAGACUCUUCCCGGGAGGUGCGAGAACUUCAACAGCACCAGGAGUUCUUGGAGAAGGAGUGUGUGCGCUCUGAGCGGAGGAUCAUAAUCCUGGAUGAGAAGAUAGACAGUCUGAGCAAAGAGGCUGAAGACCUGAGGCAGCGCGCUACAGUUGUUCUGAGUGCCUUGCCAGAUGCACAAGACUCGGAGGCGUGUGGUCUGCAGCACAAGCAGCGACAGGUGCAAGAAUUACGUCGUGAACAAGCUCAGCUGCAGAAGGAGCAGGAGGCGGCCGACCAAGAGUUUGAGGCUGCGAAGGUGGAAGCCUCCGUCCUAGAGAGGAAGAUUCGGUCCCUUGGAGCUCUGCCAAGUGAUCGCUGAAGAUGGAGGCCGUUUUUGAGGUGGUGAUCCAGCAGCUCCAAUCCAAGAUGGUGUGAAGGCGCGGGCCAUGAAGUUGAACGCCUGAGAUCGUUCCCGUGGUGAACUUCGACUUGGAGAGUGGUCCCCUCACAUCCCUGCGGCAAAAGUCUGCACCAUGCACCACGAGAUGUCGAGCCACUGUCGCAAGAUGUCAA